Molecule: messenger RNA, 2475 nt
Organism: Dendrobium catenatum
Lineage: Eukaryota; Viridiplantae; Streptophyta; Magnoliopsida; Asparagales; Orchidaceae
Product: subtilisin-like protease SBT1.8
Exons: 1
Coding region: 48-2369 (773 amino acids)
Biological process (GO): proteolysis
Molecular function (GO): serine-type endopeptidase activity
Source: RefSeq, a predicted model, not a curated record
AUCUCCUUCUAUUUGAACGCUGUCGGCUUCCUCUCUCUCUCUCGGCCAUGGCUGCAGCAUCGAAGAGAAGCCGAAGCGCUGGUAUGCCACUUGUCCUCAUCUCCAUCGUCUUCUUCCUCUGGUUUACACAUUUGGUCUCUGGUAACAAGACCUAUAUAGUAUACAUGAAUCCGGAUUACAAACCGUCCGUUCACCCAACAUAUGCUCACUGGUACUCAUCCCACCUCGCUUCACUCUCGAUUGACCCAGCACGGCACCUGAUCUACUCCUACUCCAACGCACUUCACGCCUUCGCUGCCGCCUCCCUACUCCCCCGGCACCUCCGCAUCCUUCGCCGCUCCCCUGCCGUCCUACACCUUCACCCCGACCCCUUGAUUCGUCUCCACACCACUCGAACCCCUUUCUUCCUCGGACUUUCUCCCUCUUCCCCUUCAUCCCCUUUCCGUUCCGCCGAUGCUGCUUCUGGCUCCGUCAUCAUCGGCGUCCUUGACACCGGCGUCUGGCCCGAAUCCCCUUCCUUUGAUGACGCCUCGCUUCCUCCCAUCCCCUCCAGAUGGCGCGGCCACUGUGAAGCCGGCGUCGACUUCGCCCCUUCUCUCUGCAAUCGUAAACUCAUCGGCGCCCGCGCUUUCUCUCGCGGUUUUCUUGCUGGCUCUGGCGCUCCGGGUAAGCCUCCACAGGAAUAUGACUCUCCACGCGAUCGCGAUGGUCACGGAACCCAUACCGCCUCCACCGCCGCUGGCGGCCCUGCCGCCAAUGCCAGUCUUCUCGGCUACGCCUCUGGCACCGCCCGAGGCAUGUGUACCGCCUGCCGCAUCGCUGCUUACAAGGUCUGCUGGGCCUCGGGUUGCUUUGGUUCCGACAUCCUUGCUGGUAUCGAUCGUGCGAUCUCCGACGGCGUAGACGUCCUCUCUCUCUCCCUUGGCGGCGGUACUGCGCCAUUCUUCCGCGACACUAUCGCGGUUGGCGCCUUCGCAGCCGCCGAGCGUGGUAUCUUUGUCGCUUGCUCCGCAGGAAACAGCGGCCCGGGGUGGGGAAGCAUCACCAACUCUGCCCCAUGGAUAGCCACAGUCGGCGCUGGCACAAUCGAUCGAGAUUUCCCGGCUUACGUCACCCUUGACUCCGGCGACCGUUUUGCUGGUGUGUCUCUCUACAGCGGUGAAGGCAUGGAGGAAACUCUCGUUCCCCUCUUCUACGAUAACCGGAACAACGCCAGUCGAAUGUGUCUAUCUGGCACGCUGGACCCGGCGAACAUAAAAGGCAGAGUAGUACUCUGCGAUCGCGGUGUUAGCGCGCGGGUGGAGAAGGGCGCCGUCAUUCGAGACUCCGGCGGCGUCGGUAUGAUUCUUGCCAACACAGCGGCGAAUGGAGAGGAGCUUGUCGCCGACAGCCACCUCCUACCGGCAGUAGCCGUGGGCAAGAUCGCUGGCGAUAAAAUACGGAAAUACAUAAUCUCCCAUCAGAAACCAAAAGCAGUUCUCCGCUUCGGCGGCACGGUCGUUGGAGUCCGUCCCUCGCCUGUAGUGGCAGCUUUCAGCUCCCGAGGCCCAAACCCCGUGACGCCGGAAAUUCUAAAACCCGACUUGAUAGGGCCCGGGGUUAACAUACUCGCGGGCUGGUCGGGCUCCGUCGGGCCGACCGGCAUGCCAAAAGAUGCCCGGAGAACGCAGUUCAACAUAAUGUCGGGGACAUCCAUGUCCUGCCCUCACAUUAGCGGCUUAGCAGCGCUGCUCAAGGCUGCUCACCAGGACUGGAGCCCUGCUGCGAUCAAGUCUGCGCUGAUGACCACCGCUUAUUCCCGCGAUAACACUGGAAAUCACGUCCGCGAUGCCGCCGGUGGAUUGGCUGCGACGUCUUUGGCCUACGGCGCCGGCCAUGUCGAUCCUCAGAAAGCACUCGAACCUGGUUUGGUCUACGAUAUCACGACUGAUGACUACAUUGCGUUUUUGUGCUCCCUGAACUACACCCUUCCUCACAUUCAGGCGAUCGCUAAGAGAAGCAAUUUUAGCUGCUCACGUCGGCUGAAAAGUCCCGGCGAUCUCAAUUACCCUUCCUUCUCUGUCAUCUUUUCAGGUAAUACUAAGGUGGUAAGGUACGGCCGAGAGCUGACGAAUGUAGGAGCCGCGGGAUUGGUUUAUGAAGUGAGCGUCGGUGGUCCGGCCACCGUAGGCGUGAGUGUGAAGCCGUCAAGGCUUUUCUUCAAACAGGUGGGACAGAAGCUCAAGUAUAGCGUCACGUUUGUUUCCAUGAGAGGAGCUAGCGCUAAGCCGCCGCCGCCGCGAACUGGAACGACGGCGUUUGGAUGGCUGACUUGGAGCAACAAACAGCACAAAGUGCGCAGUCCGAUUGCUUACACAUGGAGGAUGUGAACGGCGUAGCUGAGAUUUGGGGGAAGAGGAAGGCUGUAGUGAAUCAAAUUGUAAAUUUUCUGGUUUGAUUUGCGUUUUCUUUAUACAUUUCGCCUGCGUUUUUUUC